Molecule: messenger RNA, 689 nt
Organism: Sardina pilchardus (European sardine)
Lineage: Eukaryota; Metazoa; Chordata; Actinopteri; Clupeiformes; Clupeidae
Gene: pclaf
Product: PCNA clamp associated factor
Exons: 4
Coding region: 158-496 (112 amino acids)
Biological process (GO): translesion synthesis; regulation of cell cycle
Cellular component (GO): nucleus
Molecular function (GO): chromatin binding
Source: RefSeq, a predicted model, not a curated record
GAACUGUACGUGAAGGCGGAACACUAACUACCCAGGCGUCAGAUUUAAGCCCUGGCGGGAAUCCGGAAAGUCACAGGCUGUUUUUUUCCCUCACUAGUUCUCAGCUUGAGCUUUAUUUUGCGAUUUCAUUAGAGCAGAUCUCUGCAAAAACUCUAAUAUGGUUCGUACAAAGGCUGAUGGUGUACCUGGGACGUACAGAAAGGCUGUAGCUGCAUCCGCACCAAGAAAGUCGCUUGGAGCCUCCAGCUCUGCAAAUGCAUCUAGUAAUUCUCAAGCAGCUGCUGCUGCCAAAGGUAAGUAUGCUGGUGGUAAUCCAGUGUGCCCGAGGCCGACCCCUGCGUGGCAGAAGGGCAUCGGGGAUUUUUUUGGCGGACCUGGCAGGAAACCAGAGAAAGAGAACGAGCUGCCAUUAUCGGAUGAAGAAGCUGGUAGCAGCAGUGCAUCCAAAGCUCCUAGGAGAGCCAGACCACUGUCAGAUGAUGAAGAGGAUGAAUGAAGUGUGUACACCUGUUUAUUUUAAGCAAUUUUAAAUGAUUUGGGUUGUAAUUUGUGGAGUUUCUUUUUGUAUAUUUUUGUACAUAGCUUCUUUUUUGAUGAAGAGAACAAUAAAUGAAAUUUCUCUCUUUCAUCUUUGUGUGUAUGUACUGGUGCCUUUUUUGAUACUGUAUGAAUAAAAGUUAAAAUGUUAA